AUGACAAAGUACUUUUUCCAUCUCUUCCACCUAAAAUGCUUUUCUUUUUUCUUAGAACAACAAGUGUUUUUUCUGCAUAUUCCUUGGCCUUUGAAUAUAAAUUCUUAG
Caenorhabditis briggsae is the source of this 108-nucleotide messenger RNA. The record is from RefSeq and is a predicted model, not a curated record. NCBI's taxonomy places the organism in Eukaryota, Metazoa, Nematoda, Chromadorea, Rhabditida, Rhabditidae. The coding region runs from base 1 to 108 and encodes 35 amino acids. The transcript has a single exon.